AUGGACAAACGGGCCAAGUUCACCGUCUGCGCCGCCGGCAUAUUCGUGUGCUAUUUCUUCUACGGAAUACUCCAGGAGAAGAUCACACGGGGCACGUACGGCACGCAGGGUGAAAAGUUCACCUACUCGCUGUCGCUGGUGUUCGUGCAGUGCGUGGUCAACUAUGCGUUCGCGAGGCUCGUGCUCAAAGCGUUCCCCGAAGAGAGCCCCGACACGACCAAAUCGGCAUACUACGCCGUCAGCGCGGUCACGUACUUGCUGGCCAUGAUCUUCAGCAACAUGGCCCUGCAAUGGGUCAACUAUCCCACUCAGGUGGUUGCCAAGUCCGGAAAGCCCAUACCGGUCAUGAUUCUGGGUGUGCUGUUGGGACGCAAGUCUUAUCCGUUGAAAAAGUAUCUGUUUGUACUGCUCGUCGUCAUUGGAGUAGCUUUGUUUAUGUUCAAAGACGGCAAGUCUAAUUCAUCACAAGCAGAUUCUUCUCUGUUGGGACUCGGGGAAAUACUGUUGAUAUUGUCAUUGACAAUGGACGGUGUAACAGGAGCUGUCCAAGAGCGAAUGCGCAGUGAAUCAAAGACAAAAUCUGGGCAUAUGAUGGUCAACAUGAACUUGUGGUCAAUGCUGUUUUUGAGUGUUGCACUUAUUGGCACUGGUCAAAUAUUUGACUUUAUAAGCUUUGUACAGCGUUACCCACAAAUAGUAGUACAACUACUGUUAUUCUCAGCGUUUAGUGCACUUGGACAAUUCUUUAUAUUUUGGACUGUAAGUGAUUUUGGACCUUUACCAUGUUCAAUUGUAACAACAACAAGAAAAUUCUUUACUGUACUUGCUUCAGUUAUAUUUUUUGGAAAUCCUAUGUUAACUAGACAAUGGAUUGCUACUAUUAUAGUAUUUGUUGGAUUAUUCUUGGAUAGUUUCUAUGGUAAGCAACCUGUCAAAAGUAAAUGA
Macrosiphum euphorbiae (potato aphid) is the source of this 945-nucleotide messenger RNA. The record is from the annotation of a GenBank genome assembly. Lineage: Eukaryota; Metazoa; Arthropoda; Insecta; Hemiptera; Aphididae.